GUCCCCGCGGAGCCGCUGCCGGAGAACCCAGUUCCCCAGCAACUUUUCGCGGGCGCUUGGGCCGCCACCCAGGCGAGGACGGGACGUGGAGAUACGCGGCGGCGGCGGCGGCAGCGAGCCAGGGGCCGGCGGACGCUGCGCUCCCCCGCGAAGUCGGUGCCUGGCAGCGGGCCUGGCGGGCCACCCGGCGGAGGCGACUGCGCCAUGGACGAACCGCCCUUCAGCGAGGCGGCCCUGGAGCAGGCGCUGGCCGAGCCGUGCGACCUGGACGCCGCGCUGCUGACCGACAUCGAAGGUGCGUCAGGACCGGCCGGAAGGCCAGCAGGCCGGUACCUGGGCGCCCCGAGGGGGCGGCGGGGCGCAGGCCGGGAAGCCAUGGAUUGCACAUUCGAAGACAUGCUCCAGCUCAUCAACAACCAAGAUAGCGACUUCCCAGGCCUGUUUGAUCCUCCCUAUGCCGGGGGCCGGGCAGGCGACGCAGACCCUGGCAGCCCUGACGCCAGCUCCCCGGGCAACUUGUCUCCACCUUCUGCCUCCAUCAACUCCCCCUUUGAAGGCUUGUUGGGGACAGCCAAGGCCACACCCCCACCCUUAUCCCCUCCCCCGCCAGCCCCCACCCCAUUGAAGAUGUACCCAUCGUCAUCAUCAUCAUCAUCAUCAUCAUCAUCUUCAUCCUCAUCGUCAUCGCCAUCGUCAGUGUCAUCGUCGUCGUCUUUGUCGGUGUCUGCCUUUUCCCCUGGGCCAGGUAUCAAGGAGGAGCCCGUGCCGCUGACCAUCCUGCAGCCCCCCACUCCACAGCCCGUGCCCGGGGCCUUCCUGCCCCAGAGCUUUCCUAUCCCAGCCCCACCGCAGUUCAGCUCUGCACCUGUCCUGGGCUAUCCCAGCCCUCCUGGAGGCUUCUCGACAGGGACCCCUCCAGGGAGCACUCCACAGCCACUUCCUGGCCCACCGCUGGCUCCCCUGCCCGGAGUCCCUCCUGUCUCCCUUCACGCCCCGGUCCAGAGUGCGGCCCCCCAGCAGCUGUUGACAGCCACUGCAGCCCCCACAGCAGCGCCUGGCACCACCACUGUGACCUCCCAGAUCCAGCAGGUCCCGGUCCUGCUGCAGCCCCACUUCAUCAAGACAGACUCUCUGCUCCUGACCACCAUGAAGACAGACCUGGGGGCCACCGUGAAGACGACGGGACUCAGCCCCCUGGCCCCUGGCACGGCCAUGCAGACCGGGUCCUUGCAGACGCUGGUGAGCGGAGGCACCAUUCUGGCAACUGUGCCACUGGUCGUGGACGCUGACAAGCUGCCCAUCAACCGGCUGAUAGCCGGCGGCAAGGCCCUAGGUUCGGCCCAGAGCCGUGGGGAGAAGCGCACAGCCCAUAAUGCCAUCGAGAAACGCUACCGCUCCUCCAUCAAUGACAAGAUCAUUGAACUCAAGGACCUGGUAGUGGGCACGGAGGCAAAGCUGAAUAAGUCUGCCGUCUUGCGUAAGGCCAUUGACUACAUCCGCUUCCUACAACAGAGCAACCAGAAACUCAAGCAGGAGAACCUGAGUUUGCGCACCGCUGCCCAGAGAAGCAAAUCCCUGAAGGACCUGGUAUCAUCCACCUGUGGCCAUGGAGGGAAUGUGGACGUGCCCAUGGAGGGCAUGAAGCCUGAGGUGGUGGACACGCUGAGCCCGCCCCCCUCAGAUGCUGGCUCCCCGUCCCAGAGCAGCCCCCUGUCCCUGGGCGGCCGGAGCAGUGGCAGUGACUCAGAGCCCGACAGCCCAGCCUUUGAGGGCGCCCAGGUGAAGGCAGAGCAGCUGCUGUCCCCUCACCACCGAGGCCUGCUGGACCGCUCGCGCCUGGCCCUGUGCACGCUCGUCUUCCUCUGUCUCUCUUACAACCCCUUGGCCUCCCUGUUGGGCAGCAGAGGUGCGCCCAGCAACAUGGAUGCCACCAGCAUCUACCAUGGGCCCGGGCGCAGUAUGCUGGGCACCGAGGGCAGAGAUGGCCCUGGCUGGGCCUCCUGGCUGCUGCCACCGCUGCUCUGGCUGACUAACGGGCUGCUGGCGCUGCUCUUCCUGGCGCUGCUGUUUGUCUACGGGGAGCCAGUCACACGGCCACACUCGGGCCCAGCCGUGCACUUCUGGAGGCAUCGCAAACAGGCUGACCUGGACCUGGCCCGGGGUGACUUCGCUCAGGCUGCCCAGCAGCUGUGGCUGGCCCUGCAGGCGCUGGGUCGGCCUCUGCCCACCUCCCACUUCGACCUGGCCUGUAGCCUGCUCUGGAACCUCAUCCGCCACCUGCUGCAGCGUCUCUGGGUGGGCCGGUGGCUGGCUGGCCGGGCAGGGGGCCUGCAAAGGGACCGUGCUCUGCAGGCAGACGUUCGUGCCAGUGCCAGGGAUGCUGCCCUUGUCUACCACAAGCUGCACCAGCUGCACACCAUGGGGAAGUACUCUGGUGGACACCUCGCUGCCGCCAACCUGGCCCUGAGCGCCCUGAACCUGGCCGAGUGUGCUGGGGACGCCGUGUCCGUGGCCACGCUGGCUGAGAUCUAUGUGGCAGCUGCGCUGAGAGUUAAGACCAGUUUCCCGUGGGCCUUGCGUUUUCUGACUCGCUUCUUCCUGAGUAACGCCCGCCAGGUCUUCCUGGCACAGAGUGGAUCAGUGCCGCUGGCCAUGCAGUGGCUCUGCCACCCUGUGGGCCACCGUUUCUUUGUGGAUGGGGACUGGGCCGUGUGCAGUUCCCCGCGGGAGAGCCUGUACAGCGUAGCUGGGAACCCAGUGGACCCGCUGGCUCAGGUGACUCAGCUGUUCCGUGAACAUCUCUUGGAGAGAGCGCUGAAUUGUGUGGCCCAACCAAGCCCAAGCCCUGGGUCUGCUGACGGGGACAGGGAGUUCUUGGACGCCCUUGGGUACCUGCAAUUGCUGAGCAGCUGUUCUGAUGCUGCCGGGGCUCCUGCCUGCAGCUUCUCCAUCAGCUCCAGCAUGGCUACCACCACCGGCACAGAUCCGGUGGCCAAAUGGUGGGCUUCGCUGACAGCUGUGGUGACUCACUGGCUGCGGCGGGACGAGGAGGCGGCUGAGAGGUUGUACCCACUGGUGGAGCACCUGCCACGGGCCUUGCAGGAGUCCGAGAGACCCCUCCCCAGGGCAGCACUACACUCCUUCAAGGCUGCUCGGGCCCUGCUGGGCCACGGGAAAGUCGAGUCUGCACCCGCCAGCCUGGCAGUCUGUGAGAAGGCCAGUGGGUACCUUCAGGACAGCCUGGCCACCACCACAGCCGGCAGCUCCAUUGACAAGGCCAUGCAGCUGCUCCUGUGUGACCUGCUUCUGGUGGCGCGGACUAGCUUGUGGCAGCGGCAGCAACCACCACCCACAGCGCAGGCCUCUCAGGGGCCCGGGGGCAUCAGUGGUGGGCCCCAGGCCUCUGCCCUAGAGCUCCGGGGCUUCCAGCGGGACCUGAGCAGCCUCAGGCGCCUGGCUCAGAGCUUCCGGCCUGCCAUGCGGAGGGUGUUCCUCCAUGAGGCCACUGCCCGGCUGAUGGCUGGGGCCAGCCCCACGCGAACCCACCAACUCCUGGACCGCAGUCUGAGGAGGAGGGCAGGCCCCUGCGGCAAAGGCGCGACGACGGCGGCGGCGGCGGCGGCGGAGGAGGGAGACCUGGAGCCGCGGCCCACGAGGCGCGAGCACGCCGAGGCGCUGCUGCUGGCCUCCUGCUACCUGCCCCCCGGCUUCCUGUCAGCCCCGGGGCAGCGCGUGAGCAUGCUGGCCGAGGCGGCCCGCACGCUCGAGAAGCUUGGCGACCGCCGGCUGCUGCACGACUGCCAGCAGAUGCUCCUGCGCCUGGGAGGCGGGACGACCGUCACGUCCAGCUAGACCCCUCGGGAGACUCGCGGCAGCCCGCGACGACCAGUUUCCCGGGUCGGAGCCCCGAAACGCUGGUGUCCGCAGCUCCCCCACGGUCGGACCCCUCGCGGGGCACGCCUCCGGGCCUCAACCGCCGCCCCUGGACGGCGGCGUCCUGGAUGGUGCUGACAUCUGGUGGCCGGUCGGGUGAUUGCGGAGGCCGGGGCUGCCCGCUCGUUAUCACCGCCGCAGUUUCCCUUCUCCCGCUGGAGACCAGGGAAAGGGACAGUUCCGAGAGUCUGCUUGGCUGUCCCAGCCCCGCGGGCUCCCGCCCCAAGGCGCCUCCUUCCCUCCGGGAGUACUUGUACAUAGUGUAGAUGUGGUGCACCAGUCUCCUGGCCUCUGAGGCUCGUGUGCUACUUUGCCUUUUGCAAACUUUAUUUUCAUAGAUUGAGUUUUGUACAGAGAGAAUAAAAAAUGAAGUUAUUUAUAAUCUGGGCUUUGUUCCUUCGGUGAGGUGGACGUUUGUU
This is a messenger RNA of Sorex fumeus (smoky shrew), 4352 nucleotides long. RefSeq names its product sterol regulatory element binding transcription factor 1 (gene SREBF1). Gene Ontology annotation, molecular function: DNA-binding transcription factor activity, RNA polymerase II-specific; RNA polymerase II cis-regulatory region sequence-specific DNA binding; protein dimerization activity. NCBI's taxonomy places the organism in Eukaryota, Metazoa, Chordata, Mammalia, Eulipotyphla, Soricidae. The record is from RefSeq and is a predicted model, not a curated record. Bases 205 to 3852 code for a protein of 1215 amino acids. The transcript has 21 exons. Gene Ontology annotation, cellular component: nucleus. Gene Ontology annotation, biological process: regulation of transcription by RNA polymerase II.